AUGCUGUACAAAUUACCACUCAUAGUCAUUACGACUCUCCUUGCCGGCACUCAAGCCAACCCCUGUCCUCCUACUGGUCACACUCUCCCAUCAAUACAACGCCCAAGCAACUCGACUUUCGUGAAGGAGACUCUGGCAAAGAUCAAGCAGAAUCUUGUCGACCUCACAUCCUCCGAUGAGCUCAACAGCACCGGCAUUGCCAUCGGCGUAAAGUCUGUCCACGAGGAUAGCCCGCUAUUCGAGUUCUACCAUACGCCCGCAAUAGCAGAGGCUACUGGCACCAAGGAGAUUACUAUCGACACAGUGUUUCGUGGCGGUAGCAUUACAAAGCUUUUCACUGUCUUGGCCGCCCUCCAAGCCUCCCAGAUCAAAGGCAGCGAUCCCGUCACCAAGUAUCUACCACAACUCAAAGAAGGGGCGGUCAAAGCACCGGAGAACAACUCUUCCCAUGUUGUUCCGUGGGAUACCAUUACAGUCGAGGACCUUGCAUCUCAUUUGUCUGGCAUUGGCGGCGACAAUCUAAUCUCUGGCUUGAACAAGAAGCCUCUCGUCUUCCGACCACACACUACGCCCAUCUACUCCAACCUCGGCAUCUCUCUUCUAGGUCUUGUGGUAGAGGCCGCCACGAACAAGACAUAUGCAGUUAUCCUUAACGAGACAAUACUAAAGCCGCUUGGUCUAACCAACACCUCCGUCACUGGCCCAGUCCAAGACUCAUGGGGUUUCAUCCCCAAGGGGGAACCCACAUGGAAAGGAGAUCUCGGUGUCUACACCAGCGCCGGCGGCAUCUACACCAACACCCGCGACAUGCUCAACUUCGGCACUGCCAUACUUUCUGAGAAGCUCUCCAUAGACUCUAAGUCCUGGCUGAAGCCUAAGUCCUUCACGACCUCCUCCGGUUAUUCUAUCGGCGCCCCCUGGGAGAUUUUGUCCUCCACGACUCUCCUUCCCACCGGAGUUCCUGUUCACAUCUACACCAAAUCCGGUGACCUCGGUCUCUACUCCAAUCUCCUCCUCCUGAUUCCUGAUUAUGACCUCACGGUUUCUAUUCUCACUGGCGGUCCCGCCUCCACGGAAUUCAUGUUUCCCACCAGAGUUAUUUCUGGAGUUAUUUCUGCACUGAUUCCUGCUCUCGAGCAAGCAAACAAAGAAGCCGCAGAAGCAGCCUUUGCUGGAAUCUACGCCGACCCUGAGACGAACUCGACUGUCACUUUGUCUGUUGACGAUGGACCUGGUUUGUCGCUGACCGGCCUCAAAGUUCGCGGGGUACCCGUCCUACCCAACAUUCCCAAUUACAGCACUUCGAUCAAGGCCGGAAAGACCUUUAACAUUACUGCCAGAAUCUAUCCGACCAACAUCAAAGAAGGGAACACAUGGUCUUGGCGUGCCGUCUAUAAGAAUCAUGACGAGGAAGAUGUUGAUGAUCAACUUUUCUUUCCCCAGGGGGGAUGCCAGACUUGGGGGUUGAUCGACCGCAACACGUACAACUAUCUUGCCUUUGAUGACUACAUCGUCAAUAUUGGAGAGGAUGGAGCCUCUCAAAGCAUCUCGCCUAGACCUUUCGGUGUGACGUUAAAGAAGGUCAAGUCUUGA
Colletotrichum chrysophilum is the source of this 1593-nucleotide messenger RNA. RefSeq lists its product as uncharacterized. NCBI's taxonomy places the organism in Eukaryota, Fungi, Ascomycota, Sordariomycetes, Glomerellales, Glomerellaceae. The record is from RefSeq and is a predicted model, not a curated record. The coding region runs from base 1 to 1593 and encodes 530 amino acids. The transcript is spliced from 2 exons.